AAGUGACGUCAGGCUGAGAGAGAAGCACUUCCCGUUGUAGACAUUCGGUGAAGAGAGAGAGAGAGGCUGAUCGGAGGUGAAGCGGCUGAGAGAAGCUUUGCGCCGCCUCUCCCGGGGGGGACUUUGUGCCGGAGAGAAGACGGGUCCCGGCUAGCAUACUCCAGUCCCAGAUGGGUUCCAGAAAGCAGCGAGGCGUCCUGCACUAAAGUGGGCAUGCUCCGGAUUUUGUAGCUCUAGUCUAGGCCUUCCCAAUCCCCCCCUCCCCCCCCCCCCCUCCCCCGAUGGUAAAAUGUCUGUCGAUAUGAACAGUCAAGGAUCGGACAGCAAUGAAGAUUAUGACCCCAAUUGUGAGGAUGAUGAAGAUGAGGAAGACGACGACCCGGGAGAUAUAGAAGAUUACUACGUUGGUGUUGCCAAUGAUGUGGAGCAACAGGGUGCAGACUCAUUUGACCCAGAGGAAUACCAGUUCACCUGUCUGACCUACAGGGAAUCGGAGAGUGCGCUCAGUGAACAGAUGGCAAACAUGGCUUCCAUGGUGCAGGUCGCUCAUUCUGUGGCAAAACUCAUCCUAGUUCAUUUUCAUUGGCAAGUCUCAGAAAUUCUAGAACGGCAUAAAACGGAUUAUGCACAGUUGUUGGUUGAUGCCAGGGUUCAGCCAUCAUCGUCUAAACAUGUAAUGGCACAUUCCUCCCAUCACUGCGCGGUUUGCAUGCAGUUUGUUCGGAAAGAGAACCUGCUGUCCCUGCCCUGUCAGCAUGCGUUCUGCCGCAGCUGUUGGGAGCAGCACUGCAUAGUUCUGGUGAAAGACGGGGUCGGUGUGGGUAUUUCCUGCAUGGCCCAAGACUGCUUGCUCCGAGCACCAGAAGAUUUUGUGUUUCCUUUACUGCCUAAUGAGGAGCUAAAAGACAAAUAUAAACGCUAUCUCUUCAGGGACUAUGUGGAGAGCCACUAUCAGUUACAGCUUUGCCCCGGUGCAGACUGUCCUAUGGUCAUACAGGUUCAGGAGCCAAAGGCUCGGCGAGUGCAGUGCAACAGGUGCAGCGAGGUCUUCUGCUUUCGCUGCCGCCAAAUGUAUCACGCUCCCACAGAUUGCGCCACUAUCCGGAAAUGGCUGACAAAGUGUGCGGACGACUCAGAAACUGCGAACUACAUCAGUGCUCACACUAAAGAUUGUCCCAAGUGCAAUAUUUGUAUUGAAAAAAAUGGAGGGUGCAAUCACAUGCAAUGUUCGAAAUGCAAGCAUGACUUUUGCUGGAUGUGCCUUGGCGACUGGAAAACACACGGCAGCGAGUAUUAUGAAUGCAGCCGGUACAAAGAGAAUCCCGAUAUUGUAAACCAGAGUCAGCAGGCCCAGGCUAGAGAGGCCCUCAAGAAAUAUCUCUUCUACUUCGAGAGGUGGGAGAAUCACAAUAAAAGUCUGCAGCUGGAAGCCCAGACCUACCAGCAAAUCCAAGAAAAGAUCCAGGAGCGGGUCAUGAACAACCUCGGCACCUGGAUUGACUGGCAGUACUUACAAAAUGCUGCCAAGCUGCUGGCAAAGUGCCGAUACACUCUGCAAUACACAUAUCCCUAUGCUUACUACAUGGAGUCAGGCCCCAGAAAGAAGCUUUUUGAGUAUCAGCAGGCACAACUAGAGGCGGAGAUUGAAAACCUUUCAUGGAAAGUGGAGAGAGCAGACAGUUAUGAUAGAGGGGACCUGGAGAACCAGAUGCAUAUAGCUGAGCAGCGCAGAAGAACUUUGCUAAAGGACUUUCAUGACACAUAAGCAUCAGAAGCCUGAUUUUUGUCCAUGAAAAGCUUGAGCAUGUGGUGGAGUGACGGAAAAUUGAUGCUGCAAAGAAACACAAGUAGCUUUGAGGAAUGUGAAGAAAAUCCACCUCCUUACCCUGCUCGCUGUACCAAACCUAGUCUUGUUGUUUUAUUUUUUUUUUUCCCCCCCCCCCCCCCCAAUUCUUCUUUUUUUUUUCUUCCGACUCCCAAACUCAGACUACUGCCAGAAUAACCAACAAAAAACACAUCCUUUUGACAGGUGUUCUCUUCUUACCUCUAUUCUUUCCUGCCCCUGCUCUUCUUUCUUCUUCUUUUUUUUUUUUUUGGUGUUUUUUUUUUUUUUUUUUUAUCCCUCCCUUUAAAGUUAACCCUUUCUUUGCCCCUGCUAGCUUGCUGCUGGGAUCACUCGGGCAAUGAAAGGGUCGAUCAAAUUGUUUUUUUU
Rana temporaria (common frog) is the source of this 2212-nucleotide messenger RNA. It is a transcript of the gene ARIH2, whose product is annotated as ariadne RBR E3 ubiquitin protein ligase 2. The coding region runs from base 290 to 1765 and encodes 491 amino acids. Gene Ontology annotation, molecular function: ubiquitin protein ligase activity; ubiquitin conjugating enzyme binding; zinc ion binding. The transcript has 15 exons. Lineage: Eukaryota; Metazoa; Chordata; Amphibia; Anura; Ranidae. The record is from RefSeq and is a predicted model, not a curated record. Gene Ontology annotation, biological process: ubiquitin-dependent protein catabolic process; protein polyubiquitination; positive regulation of proteasomal ubiquitin-dependent protein catabolic process. Gene Ontology annotation, cellular component: ubiquitin ligase complex; cytoplasm.